Messenger RNA from Tachysurus fulvidraco (yellow catfish), 1705 nucleotides. RefSeq names its product protein kinase C and casein kinase substrate in neurons protein 1-like. The transcript has 10 exons. NCBI's taxonomy places the organism in Eukaryota, Metazoa, Chordata, Actinopteri, Siluriformes, Bagridae. Gene Ontology annotation, cellular component: plasma membrane; cytoplasm; endosome. Bases 203 to 1528 code for a protein of 441 amino acids. Gene Ontology annotation, biological process: cytoskeleton organization; regulation of endocytosis; plasma membrane tubulation. The record is from RefSeq and is a predicted model, not a curated record. Gene Ontology annotation, molecular function: protein binding; phospholipid binding.
AGUCAGCUGUCAGCUAUGAGCAGGUUCAGGUUCUCUCACAGUGAUUCUGUAGAACCCUGAAUUCAGGAGCUGGACUUUUAUCCUUGUGUCUUUGUGUGUUCCUGAUUCAGUCUUGUAGUGUGGAUGGGUUCCUCGAGGAGUUUGAGGAAGUUCUCUCUGCUGCAGUCUCCAUUUUCCAGCCAGCGUCACUCCGACCACAACCAUGUCCGGCUCCUACGAUGAAUCCACCGCUUCUGAUGAGGCCAUGGACAGUUUUUGGGAGGUGGGGAACUACAAACGUGCAGUAAAGAGAAUUGAUGAUGGCCAUCGACUAUGCAACGAUCUCAUGAGCUGCCUUCAGGAACGAGCCAAGAUUGAGAAGGCCUACAGUCAGCAGCUCACUGAGUGGUCCAAGAGAUGGAGACAGCUGAUCGAGAAAGGACCUCAGUAUGGUUCUGUGGAGCGAGCCUGGCUGGCCGUGAUGACGGAGGCGGAGAAAGUGAGUGAGCUCCAUCAGGAGGUGAAGAACGGCCUGCUGAAUGAGGACGUGGAGAAGGUGAAGAAUUGGCAGAAAGACUCCUACCAUAAACAGAUAAUAGGUGGAUUCAAGGAGGCCAAAGAGGCAGACGAAGGUUUCAAGAAAGCUCAGAAACCGUGGGCCAAGAAACUGAAAGAGAUGGAAACAUUUAAGAAGACGUACCACAUGGCAUGUAAGGAGGAGAAACUGGCGGCUUCCCGCGAGGCCAACAGCAAGGCCGAGGCGUCCGUCACUCCAGACCAGCAGAAGAAACUGCACGAGAAAACAGAGAAAUGCAAACAGGACGUGCAGAAGGCAAAGGAGAAGUAUGAGAAGUCUCUGGAUGAGUUGGGGAAGUGUCAGCCUCAGUACACUGAGAGCAUGGAGCAGGUGUUUGAUCAGUGUCAGCAGCACGAGGUCAAGAGACUGAACUUCCUUAAAGAGGUUCUACUGGACAUUAAACGUCACCUCAACCUCACAGAGAACCAAAGCUAUGCAUCAGUUUACCGUGAGCUGGAGCGCAGCAUCCUCGCCAUCAGCUCACAGGAGGAUCUGAAGUGGUUCAGCAACAACCACGGCCCCGGCAUGCACAUGAACUGGCCCCAGUUUGAGGAAUACAAUCCAGAGGCCACAAAUGCUGUGGCCAAGCGAGAGAAGAAGAAGCCGGAUGGAGCUGCUCCUGCUACACCCAGUACGGAGCACGGAGGACAGCCAGGAGACCGCGGCAGUGUGAGCAGCUAUGAUAAGAACCAGGCGUACUCUACGGAAUGGUCUGAUGACGAACAGCCGGCUGGUUGUUCAGGAAACGAGACUAACGGCGGCGGGAACUCAUUCGAGGAGGACUCUGGCAAAGGAGGAGUGAGAGUGCGAGCGCUGUACGAUUAUGAAGGACAGGAACAAGAUGAGCUCAGCUUUAAAGCAGGAGAUGAACUACUGAAGAUUGAGGAGGAGGAUGAUCAGGGCUGGUGUCGGGGACGUAUGGAUAAUGGACGGACGGGAUUGUACCCCGCCAACUACGUGGAGGAAAUUUAAUGAUGGGGAAUAACGCCGCGUUAUAACGGUCCAGUACAGAGCCAGAGACUUCAAAGAGAGACAUACACACAAACACACACACACACACACACACACACACACACACACACACACACGAACACACACACACACACGAACACACACACACACACACACACACUGUCUCACACACAUACA